AGUACAGAUAAAAUAUUUUGAUGCAGCUGCUCAGUGUCAUUCUUUGCAGUCUGUUAUUUAGUGCAGGAGAGCCUUGAUCAGUACAAAAAGGGGGCUGACUUUGUAGACCAGCCUCCUGCAGCCUUCUUUUGAGAGGGAGCAGGAAAAGAGCCAAAGUAGCUGUUGAGAGUAAACCAAGUGGGAGUUUUUUUUUUUGUUGCUGCGAUGGCCCGGUUGAGUAUGUGUCGGAGCCCUGUGACGCUGCCCCUGUUCUGCAUGGAAGAGCAGUUUGCCUCCGGCAUGCGCUGCAGCAGCAGCAUGCCUGUGAUCCGGCAGGCUUAUCCGGAGAGCAGCUGUAUCGUCCGGCCUUUCAAUGAGAUUCCUGGGCUCUGGAAGAACGGGGUGGUCAACCUGUACAACUUCUGGAAACUGGAUGGCUUUAAAAACCUUCACCGCAUCAUGCUGCAAAACUUCAACACAUACGGACCCAUUUACAGAGAGAAAAUAGGCUAUUAUGAAAGUGUUAAUAUCAUCAAACCAGAGGAUGCUGCCAUUCUCUUCAAAGCUGAGGGACAUUAUCCUAAACGGCUGAAGGUGGAAGCUUGGACGUCAUACAGAGACUAUAGGAACCGCAAAUAUGGGGUUCUCCUAAAGAAUGGAGAAGACUGGAGAUCCAACCGUGUUAUUCUUAACAAGGAGGUGAUUUCCCUGAAGAUGCUGGAAAACUUUGUCCCACUGCUGGAUGAGGUGGGACAGGAUUUUGUAGCAAGAGUUCACAAAAAAAUCCAUCGAAGCGGGCAGAACAAAUGGACCACCGACCUGUCUCAGGAACUUUUUAAAUACGCUCUGGAGUCGGUGAGCUCUGUUCUGUACGGAGAGCGUCUGGGCCUGAUGCUGGAUUACAUCGACCCCGAAGCUCAGCGCUUUAUAGACUGCAUCACACUCAUGUUCAAGACCACUUCUCCCAUGCUGUACAUACCUCCUGCUCUGCUGAGGAACAUCGGAGCAAAGGUGUGGCGUGACCAUGUGGAGGCCUGGGAUGGGAUAUUUAACCAAGCUGAUCGCUGCAUCCAGAACAUCUACAGGCAGCUGCGUCAGGAAACAGGAGAAUCCAAGGAAUACCCAGGAGUCUUAGCCAGCCUGCUCCUGUUGGACAAACUGUCCAUUGAAGACAUUAAGGCCAGUGUGACAGAGCUAAUGGCCGGAGGAGUAGACACUACUUCUAUAACGCUCCUGUGGACGCUGUAUGAAUUAGCCAGACACCCGAACCUCCAGGAGGAGCUGAGGGCAGAGGUUGCUGCAGCUCGGGCUGAGAGCCAGGGGGACAUGUUGGACAUGCUGAAGAGGAUUCCUUUGGUCAAAGGUGCUCUUAAAGAAACACUGAGGUUGCAUCCAGUUGCAGUGAGCUUGCAAAGAUAUAUCGCUGAAGACAUUAUUAUUCAAAACUACCACAUCCCAGCUGGGACUUUGGUCCAGUUAGGACUUUAUGCAAUGGGCCGAGACCCCAAGGUUUUCUUCCGUCCGGAGCAGUACCAGCCGUCCCGCUGGCUGAGGACGGAGACGCAGUACUUUAAAAGCCUGGGAUUUGGUUUCGGCCCUCGUCAGUGUCUGGGACGCAGGAUAGCUGAGACAGAGAUGCAGAUCUUCCUCAUCCAUAUGCUGGAAAACUUCCGAAUUGAGAAGCAGCGCAAUGUGGAAGUGCAGAGUACGUUUGAGUUGAUUCUCUUGCCAGAUAAACCUAUAAUAUUAACUCUGAAACCUCUGCAUGUCAGUCAGUGACAGAAUUUAGGACAUUUCAGGUGCAUGUGCUCUUUUCUAAAAGUACUGCAAUAUAAACAUUAAGUUCUUUGUUAAAAAAGCUAAAACAUGUUACCUCAGAAAUUCAGUAACCAUCAUUUCUGUACAUACUGUAGCUUAGUGAGUCAUUUGAUUUAGCAAUGGAAUGUUAAUCUAAUAGCAAAUACUGAAGUCUUUCUCAGUCAUGUAUUAUUUUUAUGUGCAUCUUUAAAAACCAAUGAAGAAUAAAACACAAA
Molecule: messenger RNA, 2012 nt
Organism: Cyprinodon variegatus (sheepshead minnow)
Lineage: Eukaryota; Metazoa; Chordata; Actinopteri; Cyprinodontiformes; Cyprinodontidae
Product: cholesterol side-chain cleavage enzyme, mitochondrial
Exons: 9
Coding region: 205-1758 (517 amino acids)
Biological process (GO): cellular response to peptide hormone stimulus; glucocorticoid biosynthetic process; C21-steroid hormone biosynthetic process
Cellular component (GO): mitochondrial inner membrane
Molecular function (GO): oxidoreductase activity, acting on paired donors, with incorporation or reduction of molecular oxygen; heme binding; iron ion binding
Source: RefSeq, a predicted model, not a curated record